AUGACAGACUUACAGUACCCAGACAAGGCUGCUGAUAAGAACUACUCCAAGGAUUCACUACAGCAUGUUCAGUAUCAUCUGCUCAAGGGUUCUGUACCACCGGAUUUAUUUCAGCGGUACGUCGUCGAAAUCUGCGAUCAACUCAAAGGCGACAUUUUCCAGAAAUUUCUCGAAAGUGACAAAUUCACGCGAUUCUGUCAGUGGAAAAAUUUGGAGUUGAACAUGCAGCUGACAAUGAACGACUUUUCCGUGCAUCGUAUCAUUGGCCGAGGCGGAUUCGGCGAGGUGUACGGCUGCCGAAAAGCCGACACUGGCAAGAUGUAA
Cooperia oncophora is the source of this 324-nucleotide messenger RNA. NCBI's taxonomy places the organism in Eukaryota, Metazoa, Nematoda, Chromadorea, Rhabditida, Trichostrongylidae. The record is from the annotation of a GenBank genome assembly.